UUCAUUAAUCGGUUCUGUCUUUUCUUCUCACACAAGUACGAGCUCAUAGAAAUAGGGUAUGUGCAGUGGUUCCAAGAGUAAACUCUUCCCUUCAAAUCCCAUCAUGGAAGACGAGUCUUGCAACCAGAAAGAUGGUAUCUCUUCCAAAUGUUCAGUUUUGCUUGAAUUAGCUGCCUCUGAUGACCUUGUUGGCUUCCAAAGUGAGAUUGAAGAUAAGGGUUUAGAUGUUGAUGAGACAAGCUAUUGGUAUGGUAGAAGAAUUGGAUCCAAAAAGAUGGGUUUCGAACAGAGAACACCCCUUAUGAUUGCAGCCAUGUUCGGAAGCACUAAUGUUCUAAAGUAUAUAACUGAAACUAACAAAGUUGAUGUUAAUAGGGCUUCUGGCUUGGAUAAAGUUACUGCCCUCCACUGUGCUGUUGCUGGUGCUGCUAAUUCUUUGGUUGAAAUUGUCAAGCUCUUGCUUGACGCAUCUGCUGAUGCUAAUCGUGUCGAUGCAAGUGGAAACAAGCCUGCUGAUCUCUUUACCCCUUCGUUAAAGUCUCCCAGCAAUUCAAGAAGGAAGUUGGUAGAGAUGUUGCUCAAAGGCGAAAGCUUGAGCGAAGAUGAAGAGGAAAAGUUGAUUAUGAUGUCUCAGCCAUCAAAAGAAGGAAGUGAGAAGAAAGAAUAUCCUAUUGAUGUGUCGCUGCCAGAUAUAAACAAUGGGAUAUAUGGUACAGAUGAAUUUAGAAUGUAUUGCUUUAAAGUUAAGCCUUGCUCAAGGGCAUACUCCCAUGAUUGGACAGAGUGCCCAUUUGUCCAUCCGGGGGAGAAUGCUAGGAGGAGAGAUCCAAAGAAGUACCCAUACACUUGUGUCCCUUGCCCUGAGUUUCGCAAGGGAACAUGCCAGAAGGGUGAUGCCUGUGAAUAUGCACAUGGUGUUUUUGAGUCAUGGCUACAUCCUGCCCAAUAUCGAACCCGGCUUUGCAAGGAUGAGAUAGGUUGCGCAAGGAAAGUUUGUUUCUUUGCUCACAAGCCUGAGGAAUUGCGUCCCGUGUAUGCUUCUACGGGUUCAGCAAUGCCUUCACCUAAGUCUAUGUCAGUUAGUUCAAUGGACAUGGCUACUUUGAGUCCACUGGCUCUUGGAUCAUCAUCUUUGACAUUGCCUGCUGUGUCUACACCACCUAUGUCUCCCUUGGCAGCAGCUACCUCUUCGUCUCCCAAGAGUGGAGGCCUGUGGCAGAACAAAGUCAACCUCGCCCCUCCAGCUUUGCAGCUCCCAGGAAGUAGACUCAAGACUGCUUUAUGUGCUAGAGAUUUGGAUCUGGAGAUGGAAUUGCUUGGGCUAGAAAAUCACGCCAACCAACUGCAGCAACAACAAUUGAUGGAUGAGAUAUCAAGUCUGUCCUCUCCAUCUUGUUGGAGCAAGGACUUCAACAGAAUUGGAGAUUUGAAACCUAAAAACCUUGAUGAUGUUUUUGGAUCUCUUGAUCCUUCUUUGCUGUCUCCACUGCAGGGAAUGUCAUUAAAACCUUCUACUCCAACUCAGUUACAGUCCCCUACUGGACUUCAGAUUCGUCAAAAUAUGAACCAACUUCGUUCAAGCUACCCAUCUAAUCUCUCAUCCUCCCCAGUGAGGAAGCCUGCCUCGUAUGGGUUUGAUUCAUCAGCUGCUGUGGCUGCAGCUAUGAUGAAUUCAAGGUCCUCUGCAUUUGCUCAGCGAAGCCAUAGUUUCAUUGACCGUGGAGCUGCAACUAACCGACUUGGCAUCACAGCAGCUGCAAAUUCUGCAUCAAUGAUGUCCUCUAAUUUUUCUAAUUGGAGCUCUCCUGAUGGAAAACUGGACUGGGGAGUUCAAGGAGAUGAGCUGAACAAGCUCAAGAAGUCCGCUUCAUUCGGGUUUCGCAGCAACAGCACUCCCUCAACAAUAGCAGACGUGACACUAUCUAAUGUUGAUGAGCCUGAUGUCUCUUGGGUUAAUUCCUUGGUUAAAGAUGUUCCUCCUGUUGGAAGUUCAUUGUUUGGUGCUGACAAGCAGUAUAAUCUCAGUAAAGGAGUUCGUGAAUCACUUCCACCAUGGAUGGAGCAGAUGUAUAUAGAGCAGGAGCAGAUGGUGGCAUAAGCAACAUCUAUGCGGCUCCAAACUUAUGCUGACAAAUUCAAUACUCUUCGAUUUCUUAUUAGUAUUUGAUCAUUGUAUUUAUGUUUAGAACAGUUAAACUUGAAUAGCGGAAGAAGCAAGAACGAACACUUUGAGCAGGAAAAGUUACUGCUCAUAUCAUCAUAGAUCAAGUGAAGUCUUAGGAUAAAAGUUUAGGAGCAACAAGAAAGAUCAAAAUUUUUUAAUUAUUUAUAUUCUUAUUUCUUUUUCUCCUUAACUGAGGAGAUUGUACUUUGUAUUUCUUAUAAUUUUAAGAUUCAGUGCAAUAUGGAGAGACUAUAUUAUCUUUUCUGAUAAAAACCUUUUAAAGUCAGUGGGAGAAUGGAUCCUCAAGAGGCUUCUGUUUCAGCUCAUUACUAUCUUUAUAAUAAAGUGCUGUUUGUUUUGAAAAA
Messenger RNA from Jatropha curcas, 2529 nucleotides. It is a transcript of the gene CZF1, whose product is annotated as zinc finger (CCCH-type) family protein. Lineage: Eukaryota; Viridiplantae; Streptophyta; Magnoliopsida; Malpighiales; Euphorbiaceae. Gene Ontology annotation, molecular function: metal ion binding; protein binding. The record is from RefSeq and is a predicted model, not a curated record.